GUGUGGCACGGUUUUUUUGUUUUUUUUUUCAAAAAUACAUCUAAAUGUAACAAAACGUUUAAAAAUACCCGUCUUAGAAGGUACGGAAUUCUAGAGUUCUCUGAUGAAUAAAGCAUCUAUCAAGCAGCACAUCCAGGCGUCCACUUCCUGGAUACCAACCAAGGGUCAAGUGGUUGACUUUUCCACCCUGCUGCUUUAUUUGCAGUAUUGCAGCGUCCAAGCAGUGACAGGUGCAUCUGUGCCUGACAGACACACACACACACACACGCACACACACACUGCAGCCGGAUUUGCUCCCGCCAUCAUGAACUCCUGGGUCGUUGCGGUCACAUCCGUCCCGCUGCUUCCCGCCGUGGUGGUGGCGUUCACGCAUCAUAGUCACACCGUGGCCAAGCGGUGCUGUGACGGUGUGGCCUGGAUGCUGCGUCUGCUGCGGGGAAAUGUGUGCCCCCGGAGCACGCAUGCCUUCGUCUUCUCUCAGUGCACCCACGGCAAGGCCGAGAGCGUGCUGGAGGCUUUUGACCUCUACGCCGACACGCACCCAUCCGCCUCCAUCGGCCCAAGGAUGGGCGAGGCCUUGGACGAGGUCGUCCGGCGUGUUCGCCCGACUCGUGUUCUGGAACUGGGCACGCACUGCGGCUACAGCGCCGUGAGCCUGUUGCGACUGCUGCCCCCGGCUGGCAGGCUCAUCACAGUAGAGCAGGACCCUCAGGUGGCUGACCUCGGGGAGGAGAUCAUCCUGGUGGCCGGAUUCAAACAUGCUCAUUUCCAGGUGUUGACGGGCAAGUCCUGUGAAGUCAUCCCCCAACUGCACUCUUACCUGGAACCCACACAAGAAACCGGUGGAGGCUUCGACCUGGUGCUUAUGGACCAUGACCCCAGCCUGUAUCUGCUCGACCUGCUGGCUCUGGAGAGAGAGGAGCUGCUCUGUCCGUCCGGCUGCUCCGUGGUCGUGAUCUUCAGGAACCACAGGGACAAAAGCCUGGAGGAACUGAAAGAACUGGUCCGUAACAGACAGGAUUGUUACCGCAUCAAGUCACAGCUUGAUGGGAUGAUGGAGAUCUUCUUUGAGAUGCAAAGCACCAAGGCGGGCUCCAGUAAUAUGACACAUUGAUCAUAUACAGUACAUUAGUGUGAUUUGUGGCCCAUGCUUGUUUUUUUUUUUUUGGC
Messenger RNA from Dunckerocampus dactyliophorus (ringed pipefish), 1170 nucleotides. Its product is annotated as transmembrane O-methyltransferase homolog. The transcript is spliced from 6 exons. Bases 104 to 1114 code for a protein of 336 amino acids. The record is from RefSeq and is a predicted model, not a curated record. Gene Ontology annotation, biological process: catecholamine catabolic process; developmental process; dopamine metabolic process. NCBI's taxonomy places the organism in Eukaryota, Metazoa, Chordata, Actinopteri, Syngnathiformes, Syngnathidae. Gene Ontology annotation, molecular function: catechol O-methyltransferase activity.